Tyto alba (common barn owl) is the source of this 1909-nucleotide messenger RNA. It is a transcript of the gene PPDPFL, whose product is annotated as pancreatic progenitor cell differentiation and proliferation factor like. Lineage: Eukaryota; Metazoa; Chordata; Aves; Strigiformes; Tytonidae. Gene Ontology annotation, biological process: multicellular organism development; cell differentiation. The record is from RefSeq and is a predicted model, not a curated record. The coding region runs from base 255 to 512 and encodes 85 amino acids. The transcript has 5 exons.
CGGCCUGGCUCCGGCCCGCCCCACCGCUCCCGGGCCUGGCCGCAGCGUGCCGGGGCCAGCCUCCCUCCGGGCCCGCCCCACCGCCCCCGGGGCGGGCCGCCCCCCGCCGCGACUCAUAUAGGGGCUGCCGGGGGUGCCGCCGGCACUGGCUGCGGAGCGGAACGCUCUCCCCUUUCUUCCGUCCCGGCAGCUGCUUUCCCUGGGCGACGCAGGCUCCUCCCGGAGAGAGGCGGCUGUCCCGUCCCGUCGCGGCUAUGGCCUCCGUACCCUCCGCCGGCUGCCUCCUGGCCAAGAACCAGUACUACAGGACAAGACAGAACUCGGAAUCCAGUGUUUGUUCUAGCUCCUCCUGUUGUUCAGAUCCUGUUAACAUUGCCGACCAGGACAAAACUUUUCAUGGAUUACCCGAAUUAAUUGAUAAAUGUUGGUGGAUAAAAAGCUUUUUCCAUAGUGAACCGUCUCCACCAACUGUUGGCAGAAAAACACUGUCAGCAAGCAGUACCAACAGUUGACUAGGACAGCAUGCUGGCUUUUCUGACUGAGAUACUACGUACAGACUUGUUUUUCUAUGAGGCUUGGGAUCUUCCUAAUGUCUGGGUUCAGCUGCAAGAAGAAAACAAAACCUUUAGGAAAGUGGAAAAGUGUAUUUGCAAAAUAUUUGUCAGUAGCUUAAAUAAUAUUGCUUAAUGGACAUAUCCAUUGCCUACCUUGUUCAUUACAGAGUUGCUGUAAUUUGAGAUGUCUCUCUAAUGGAAGUUACCAAGAUUAAAUAUCUUGAUGACUUACUUGGUUAGUUAGAGAAAAAUGACAGUAAAAGUAAGAUAUUUUAGGUUUAGGAGAAGUGUGUGUAUUGAGUAACUCUGCAGUAGGUGAUACUGUUAAGUUUUACCUUUAAGAUACCAGCUCUAUGGGCAGUCACACCGAGGCAAACAAGAUUCUGGACUAUGUCAGAGUAGGACUGCUGUAUGGUACAUGUUUUCUAUCAAGUAUUUGUGUACCAGUUACAGGGAGUAAGUUUACAAGAAUGCUUGUUAAUAGCUUUGCAUUUAGAAAGCCCAGUUACACGAAGAAACUGAUUGGUUUGGCCUCUUGAGAAGGGUACAUAUGUCUCAACCUCAAAUACGCUGUACGACUCGUACAUAUCUACACAUGUUGCUAUUUGAGGAAAAUGAUACAAGAGGUAGAUGGACACUGACAUCCUAGCUCUGUGUUGGAUUACUCUCACCUGCAUUGCUGUAGCUUAAAGAGCUACUUGUUCUCAUGUGACUAAUACUAUCAAUAUUCCCUACUGUCUGUCAGCUUAGUUAUGUGCUAGGUCUGGCCAAGUGUUCAACUCAAUCGCAUUGAUGUUAUUAACCGAGUCUACCUUUGUCGUGAUUCAUGCUCUUUAAGAUACUUUAACAUAAUUUCAUUUGGUCUUCAGCAUUGUCAAAGCAAUACAGCAGAUUUAUUUUACCAUGUAUGACUGAAAUGUGUUUAGAGGUCAUAGAAAAUAACAAGUAUUUGGUUGGGUGAUACCAUUUCUGUAAAUUAUCUAUGCAACUUUUUUGAUGUACUAUCACUAAACGUACUUGACUUUUGUCCAUCACUGGAUGACCUGACAAUAGCAAACAUUAAUGUAGCCAGCAUUUUUCAUUGUAGGUUAAUAGGUGGUCAUGGUUAUGCAUAACUCCAGAGUGUAUCAGGUGGUUGCUUCAGAAAGCUUGCAGUCUUGGUGAAGACAAUAAGUUGCAUAUGACAACAGAAAAGAACACCAUGCUGAAAACGUAGUUUCAGGAGUCAUUAAAUUUACUUGUUACAUAUCUGACUUCACUGCUCUUGUGUAGUGUCAUCUUUGUCCUUUCUCUAAAUGUACAGAAUGAACUAUUUUUUAUACUAAUAUGUUUUAUUAAUAAAAAUUUAAUCAGUA